Messenger RNA from Rotaria sordida, 1500 nucleotides. The record is from the annotation of a GenBank genome assembly. NCBI's taxonomy places the organism in Eukaryota, Metazoa, Rotifera, Eurotatoria, Philodinida, Philodinidae.
AUGAUUGUUGAAGCCCAAAAUGAUCUAACUCAAUUUCUCAUUCAACUUGCACCGUACACUGAUAAUAUCACACAAACCAGUGCACGAAGUUGUUCUAUUGAAUACGAUGAUUCUUUACCAUUUGUUUAUACUGUUGCUCUUGAUGGUCUCUUUGUUAUUCUCCCAUCACCCAGUAGUUAUUAUUCAUCAACAACUGGUCCAAGUAUCCAAAUUGUACCGGCAUUCUCUUUACAAUUGCCUUGCAUUCCCGGUACAUACAAGAAUGGAACAUGUCUUAGACGCUGUCUACCAUGUCCGGCGGGAACAAAAAAUGAUGGAACCAAUCUUGCAGCAUCAACCUGCGUCGACUGUACAACGAAUGCAUUCUGUCCAUUUGGUUCCACUAGUGAUUCUGUCUCAACCGAUUCACUUAGCAAUGUUACUCAAGUAAUUGCUUAUCCAACAUCACCAGCUAUUAUUGGAAUUGAUGACAUUCUAUUUUUCACACUGUUUUCAAUUGGUUCAACUUCACGGUGUGUUGCUCUUUCACCACUCUUCUGGACCUUGCUUGUUGGUGGUAUUGUAAUUCUUAUUGGAAGUGGAAUGCUUAUCAUGAAGCACUGUAUUAAAAAUUCAAAAGCUGCAGAUGGUUAUGAAAAAUUAGAAAAAGUAUUUAAACAAACAGAUCUCAUUACUGCAGGUGACCUUGUUCCCCUGCCAUAUCGAUCAAUUACUGUACAAUUUACUUUACCGAACAUAUAUACAAUUGGUGGACUUCGCAUCGGUCUGAGUGGUGCCAGUAAAAACAAAACUUCGAAAAAAACGGUUCAAACUUUAGGUUUUUCACAAGUAUUCACUGAAGAUGGACGCAUGGUAGGACAAAACGUAUAUAUUGUUCUCGAGUUAACAAAACUAGUCAAUGAUACAAGUCCACUGGUCAGUGGCAAUGAUGAUACAUUCAGAGCUAUUUGGGUUGGUGAAUUUACGGUGAAUUACUGUCAAUUUUUCGUGGCAAGCACUGAUUAUUUGAUUGCAACACCUAAAUCAUCGACAAAUAUGACAUUAAUGAUCACUGAAACACCCUAUUAUAUAUUAAAUUCACAAUCACCAAUUGCUCGAUUGCCUAUUAUAAUCUAUCAUGAUUUUCUAUUUAUAACAAUGGUUAUUGGAAUGUUCGCUUUGAUGUUUGCCCUAUUUAAAUUAAUAAUUAUACCAUUCGUAGUCUUCCUCAUCCGUAAAUGUAAGCCAAAUUAUGUUAAGGACAACCGAGUGGAUGUUAACAGUCAGGUUGGCUUUACUAACGAUGAUUUAGAAAAUCCAACUUCAAACUCAAAUGAUCAAAAGCGCAGCGAACACAAGAACCCUAAUUCUAUUACUGAUAAUGUUGUUCCUGUUCAAAGUCAGACGUUCAUUGAAAAUGGAAAUUCUAAUCGUGAUAAAGAUGACAGUUAUCACUCACCGGCAGUUGCUGAUGUUGAUACGACUAAGAAACGAUCAGGUGAACUUUCAUCACUUGUUUGA